Aedes albopictus (Asian tiger mosquito) is the source of this 808-nucleotide messenger RNA. RefSeq lists its product as uncharacterized. NCBI's taxonomy places the organism in Eukaryota, Metazoa, Arthropoda, Insecta, Diptera, Culicidae. The transcript has 4 exons. The coding region runs from base 93 to 599 and encodes 168 amino acids. The record is from RefSeq and is a predicted model, not a curated record.
CCUCCGGACGGAAUAGUAGUUUCAGUUCUGAACUAACGAUCAACAGACCAACAAGGCUACAAGCCGCUCCGCGGUAAAGACCAUAAUAAACGAUGAACGCAAACUCAUUUCGGCGGAUCGGCUACAUCUACGCCGUGUUUUGCUUUAUCUGCUCGGUGCUAGGUGCCGUCUAUUUUUUCAAGAAAAUACUAGAACCCAAAAGUUUCUGCGUGGAAUAUUUCUGUGAAAGUGGAUUCGAACAUCUCUUGAUCUCCGCGGUCAGCAUGGUGAUGUGUCUCCUGUCGGCAACGUUUGCCAUAUUCGUCAAACUGGGAAUAGAAGAGGGUGAAGCCGGCUACAUACACAUCAGUAGGACGUUCAUGCUGGUGCGCAGUUUGGUGCUCACGAUUCGCUGGACCUACGAGAGUGUCGCACUGGCGAUCGCUGAAAUCACUCAAGACGUAACACCGUUGGUGGAACAAUUUCGCACGGUUGCCACUGCUCUAUUAAUUGUGAUUACAGCAUCUACCGGUCUGGAGCUGUGGAUCUUGGACGGAGUGCAGAAAUACACAAUGCAAAGGCUCCAUGAAGAAACCGCCAGUAACGGAUCGCGAUCGUGAAAGGAUGAACUUGCUUUCUAGAAUAGCACUACAACCAAGACUGAUACCAUUCCUCAGGGCAUCCUGUCAAAGUGAUUUAUAUAAGUAGCUGCUAAGGAUAAACUAUUGCGAAAGCGAGUAGGAAUAAAAUCCUACCUUGUUAAGGCCACCUUGUACCUGGUCGAGAGACGAGAUUGAUAAUAAUUCGGCUGGUCAGAACCAAUUACAAU